AUGGAAGCACCACUGCCAGAAGAGGGGCACUCGUCUUCGUCUUCGAUGAGGGCGGGGCCUGUGGUGAGAAAGAUGCGCUUAUGCAUCUUUCCCAACGGCAAUUUCACGAAUGGCGGAGGGAAGGUGGUGUCGAUUGGGAGCGACGCAACGUGGGCUGAAUUCAAGGCACGGUGUCUGCGCAAGCUCUUCUUAUCUGCUUCGCUCGACGCAGCACACGAGCAGCAAGAGGCAGUGUCAAAUCAUUCAAAAAUUGGCGAAAAUGAAGAUGAAAGCGAUAAAGGGAAGAGGAGCCGCCCUUUGGCCAUGUCAACGACCUCGCUUCGCAUCGAGCGGGUGUGGUUGGCCAAUGGAGCCGAGGUAGAGUCCAUGGACGAGCUGGAGAGCGGUGACGUGCUCUAUCUCUCCAUCGAUCCGCGCCAACCCUUCAUCCCGCCUCCGCCCUCGCAUUCUCAUUUUCAUCUGCCCAGAUCCUCUUCCUCCACAGCUCUUGGCGACGUCUAUCAGCAGUUACCCUAUGAUGAAAUCGUCGGAGUGAGCCGAUCGCGCAGGAAGAACGGCUUCAUCCUCCACUCCUAUCCACUCAAGAACCCGAAUCAGGCGCCCGGGCUCAAUAACGACCGAUACCUGAAGACAUACGAGUUCAUAUGCCCGAGCGAGGAGCUGCUCUUCACAUGGCUGGUGUCGGUGCGCACGGUGCUGAAGCAACCCUUCUUCGCCCCGUCCGCCGUACCACUCGCGAGCGAUGCUGGCGCGUCGGGCGACGACGGUCAAGACGAGCGGCCACCAGUCAACGGGAUCCCGUCUCGGCGACUGCUGGUGUUCGUCAACCCCUUUGGCGGUACCGGCCUCGGCAGAAAGGUGUGGAAGCAGGUGCGACCCAUGUUCCUCGUAGCCAACAUCAACCUGCACCUCGUCGAGACCAAGUACGCCGGUCACGCCGGCGAAGUGGCGGCGUCGCUGGAUAUUGAGAAAUAUGAUGGCAUUGUGACCAUCAGCGGAGACGGGCUCCUCCACGAAGUGGUCAACGCUAUCCUCAGAAGGCCAGAUUGGAAGGAGGCCGUGAAGGUGCCGCUGGGCAUCAUCCCCGGCGGAUCCGGCAACGGCCUCGCGGCGUCCAUCAGCUGCUUCACGCCCACACAAGCCGCCUUUGCCAUCGUGAAAGGCAAGUCGCGGCCAUUCGACAUGUUUUCCAUUCUGCAGGAGGGCCAGAAGAAGAGGUUCGGAUUCUUGGAUGUGGCGUGGGGCUUCAUCUCCGACGUGGACUUUGACAGCGAGGUGUUCCGAUGGAUGGGCAAGGCUCGCUUCACGGUGACCGCCAUCGAGAAGCUGGUCUCCAACGACAGCUACCGGGCACGCAUCUCCUUCAUCCUCGCCGACUUCGUCCAGCAGCCGUGCGUGCAGAUCCACUGCCCAGUCUGCAUCGCCGGGAGCGGCAUCGCGGUCGAACCCGAGAAGCUGUUCCAGGGCCUGGCCGACGAGUCCGACGGCGAUCCGACGGACGAGGACGACUACGACGGCAGCAAGGGCGGCAGCGACGGCCAGGGCGCGCGGCAGACGCGGCUGCUCGUCAGCGACGAGGAGAAAUUCGACGAAGAGGAGGAGGUCGGGCCGGGACUGCGCUACAUCGGCCGACGGGCGGCCAAGGCAAACUGGAAGGUCAUUGAGGACAACUUCUCCCUGUUCGUGGCCUCCAACGUGCGCGGCAUCUCCACCGACACCUUCCUCACGCCCUACGCACAUCUUUCCGAUGGCUGCUUGGAUGUUUGCUUCAUGCGAUCCGCAUCUCGUGCCAACCUCACCAAGGUGUUGCUCGAGAACGAAAAGGGCGACGGUGCUCAUCUCGGUAUCGAGGGGGUGGAGUAUGUCAAGGUGAAGGCGCUCGUGAUCGAGCCGCUGAUGUCGCCCCGGGCGAAGAAGAAGGUGGGCAAGAUGGGUGUCGACGGAGAGAUCCUCCCACCGACAGCUGUGCAGGUGGAGGUGCACCAGGCCCUCCUCUCCCUCUUCCACCCCUGCUGCUGA
Messenger RNA from Acanthamoeba castellanii str. Neff, 2019 nucleotides. Its product is annotated as diacylglycerol kinase catalytic domain containing protein. The transcript is spliced from 9 exons. Gene Ontology annotation, biological process: sphingosine biosynthetic process. Bases 1 to 2019 code for a protein of 672 amino acids. The record is from RefSeq and is a predicted model, not a curated record. Gene Ontology annotation, cellular component: membrane; intracellular membrane-bounded organelle; cytoplasm. Lineage: Eukaryota; Discosea; Longamoebia; Acanthamoebidae. Gene Ontology annotation, molecular function: kinase activity.